AUGGCUAUUCGAGGGACCCAAGAAUGUAUCAGGCCGACGAUAUCAAAAAAAUCCCUUGUCGUAGGGUAUAUGUAUCACUUCUCCCGAGGUGACUUCCGUGGCAAGCUGGUAGGUUGGUGCAGCGGGCACGUUUGUGUGACCCCCCUCAUUCCUCCUGUUCUCCCCGGCUCUCAUGUACGCUACGCGUUCGAACCCGGUAGCUGUAAGUCCACAUUUUUUUCUCUUAUUUUUAUUUAUUUUAUUUUUCUCGCACAUCCUCAGCUUGUUAUGAUUGCUCACUUGCAAGUUUAUAGUGAGUGUAAGGCGGGUGAACAGUGUCUGACCGAGCCUCGAAGAAGAGAAACCGAACCGAGAUAG
Molecule: messenger RNA, 357 nt
Organism: Neurospora tetrasperma FGSC 2508
Lineage: Eukaryota; Fungi; Ascomycota; Sordariomycetes; Sordariales; Sordariaceae
Exons: 2
Coding region: 1-357 (118 amino acids)
Source: RefSeq, a predicted model, not a curated record